CUAAUAGUUUUGACUGAGCAGCAGAAGAAUCACCACUUUUACAUGGAAGGAAGUGCACAGCAUCUCUCUGAUCCACAUUUGAAUCCACGUGUGCAAACACUGACUCUUACCGGCAAUGAAAUGCAUUCCCUUUCAUUUCCUGCGCAGACUGAGGUUAAGUCAUUGCUCUGACUCUGUUUCCCAUCGCAUGUUACGGGCGGAAUUUUUCCGACCAACCUCAUCAGGAACCAGAGGAGCGUCGCUCGACUCACAGGCUGCUGCUGCUCUGGCGCUGGAGUUUUAUUUGCAAGCAGUUUCGAGAUGCUCCAGGGGGCAGUGAGCAGGGCCGUGCUCUGCCUGUCCUGCUGCCUACUGUUGGGGGUCUGCCUCCCAGCAGAGGCUGCAGGACCAGCGGGUGCCCCUCCUAAUAUCCCCCCUGAAGAAGAGUCUGGGGAAUCAUACAUGGAGGACUUGGAGUGGGGCUCUGGAUCAUCUCUCCUGCAGCUGCUACACAGCUUCCCAGCUGACAGCCCCUUCAUAACAGAGACCCCCGGAAAACCGGUGAACUGCAGCCAGCGCUUCUGGUUGCCACCGUCCUCUGCAGUGUGCUGGGACAACGUAGCCGGACCGGAGGAGUUUGCCAAGUCCCGUCUUCAGAUUCUGCAAAACAGGGCCUCCCUGCAGGCAGUGUCCACCUCCAGCGGCCUGGAGGAGGGAGGGUUCUCCUAUGACCAUCAAGCCAGGGAGGAGGUGCAGGGGGUGCACUCAGACUACCUGAGUGUGGCAGAAACUAUGCAGACCAUGGAGAAGGUGUUUGUGUCACUGGAGGAGAAGAGGAAGGAGGGGAAGGAGCAGGGGGUCCUAACAAACAUGAGGGAGCACCUGUCCAGCACCAGAGACACCAUCGAUGUGAGAGAGCACAUGGCGAACCACCUGGAGCAGCAGUUCUCUACGUUAGAGAAGACUCUGCUCAACAUGCAGCUGCGACUCAACAAACUCAUCCGACAGUGACGACUUCACAGACCCGCCGCCUCUUUUUCUGCCUUCGUCUGAACUGAUUACAAAACACACGUAAUAUGCACAUUUAUUAACAAAGUCAAAUGUGGAGACCUGGAAUUUGCUGGGGAUCAUCUGGGAGUGUUAAUGAAAUCCAGUUUUAUACUUUCAGUUUGUAAUCAAGAUCCAUGAGCUUUCAUUGUCACAUUAAUGGGCUGUAAUAAAACCAAAAGACAAGAGGGUAAAA
Pleuronectes platessa (European plaice) is the source of this 1222-nucleotide messenger RNA. RefSeq lists its product as uncharacterized. NCBI's taxonomy places the organism in Eukaryota, Metazoa, Chordata, Actinopteri, Pleuronectiformes, Pleuronectidae. The transcript is spliced from 3 exons. The record is from RefSeq and is a predicted model, not a curated record. Bases 301 to 990 code for a protein of 229 amino acids.